AUGGAUCCGCGCAACGACCCCUCGCUUCUCCCUCAUGGACCGCCGACCCGCCAGGGCCCGCCGCCGCCGGCCGAUGCUCGCCGCGCCAUCUCCAUGGACCAGGACUAUCGGUCCAUCAUGACCGCGCGCCCGAGGCGGUCCGAGCCCCCUCCCCCCUACAGGUCCGACGACCCCCGCUACCGCGGCCCCCGACCGACUCGCGCAGAGCCCUCAACCUCGGCGCCAUCGCGGACCGACGCCCCGGGAGCGCCGACCACGUCGUCGCCCGCCGACCCCUCAGCCGCCCCUGAGCCGCUACCCGGCUACUCAAGCUCCAUCGACCUCGAGGGCAUCUUCAUGAAGAAGCACGAGAUCGAGGACACGACAAGACGGGCUGAAGACCGCCGCUGGCACGCCACCUACGUCACCCUCACCGGCACCGCCCUCAACCUGUACAAGGCCAAGAAGAACCGGACCUGGGGCAGGACCCCGCAGGACGGGCCCAAGAUCAGCCCGGACAACCCUCCGUGGAUGCGCAAGGGGAAGCUCGAGAAGUCGUACAGUCUGCUCUACGCCGACGCCGGCAUAGCUGCCGACUACAAGAACACCAGACGCCGAUACGUCAUCCGCGUACGUGCCGAGACGGAUCAGUUUCUCCUGUCCUGCAUCGAGCUCAGCACCUUCAACCAAUGGCUCGAGGCCUUCUUUGCCGCCAUCGACCUCGCCCUCCCCAUCGACGAUCGCGACUUUCCCCGCGACAUGUCGAUACCGAGAGUCCAGCGUGUACGGUGGUACCGCCUCCCCUCGCCCGCCCGACAGCCCGAGGCUCCGUCGGCGUCUCAGCAAGACGGUAACGGCAACGGUGACGACGACGACAACGACGCAACUCCCGACGCCGCUCCCGACGCCGAGCAGGAUGCCACCCCCGGCCGACGUACGCUCAGACGGCGGUCGUCCGUGCCCGCCCCCCUACCAAGCCUGUACGAACACGACGAGCUGUCACGCGUCGCGCCAGACGCCGACGAGGACGGGCCACGCCGAGGCAGGCAGGCGGCGUUGGCCAUCGAGGGAGAAGAAGAAGACGACGACGACGACGCCGACGACGACCAAGCCGUGGAUGAGCAUCCCCCAGCCGCCGACGACGAACGAUCUCCCCCGCGGCUCGACCCCUCACGCCGCCUGAGCUCGUCGUCGUACCACAACGACGGCGUGGACCCGCACUCUGGGAAAUGGGUCCCCGAGCACCGCUGGUCGUCGGCCCACGACCUGCUGUACGCCAAGCUCUGCUACAGCAACCUGCUCUUCCGGAGCCCGCGAAAGUCCAACUUCAUCAUCCGCCAGGGAAAGAAGUGGUUCGUCGACUGGUCAACCGGUCGCAUGGUGCGAGUCCUGCCUCCGGCGUAUGGGGAGGUGGAGUUUUUCGGUCCCUGGCAGGUUGUACACACGGAGAACAUGCGCAUCUAG
Geosmithia morbida is the source of this 1443-nucleotide messenger RNA. Its product is annotated as PH domain. The transcript has 2 exons. The record is from RefSeq and is a predicted model, not a curated record. Bases 1 to 1443 code for a protein of 480 amino acids. Lineage: Eukaryota; Fungi; Ascomycota; Sordariomycetes; Hypocreales; Bionectriaceae.